AUGUUGUCAGAAACAGUUAUUUAAUAAUCUCCAGCAAAGAAAAUUAUAAAAAGAAUACAAGGUUAUUAAAAAAAAGGAAUUUUAACUUCUUAAUAAGAUGAAUUAAAUAAUUUCUAAGAUGAACAUAAACAAACUUUAGAAGAUAGACUAAAAAUGUAAAAUUAUUUAAAAGAAGCCAAAGAAGAAAUUAUGAAAAUUGCUAAUCAAAAUAACAAUUACAUGAUCUUCUCAUCUUAUGAAGAGAUGUCUAAACAUAGAGAAACAAGAAGAAAUGAAGAAUAAUAAAUGAUUUUUAAACCUUUAUAAUUUCCAACCAGAAGUGGAUCUGUAAUUAGAUGUAAAAAAAUAUAGUAAAAUACUACACCUGAAGAAAUGAAUGCUAAUUAUGGUAUAUUAACUUUAGAGUAGAAACUUAGAGCAAAUAAAGCUUAUUCUGAUAGAUAAGAAACUAAUUCCCCUAAUAAAUUUGAUUUUACUGAGAAAUUUCAUCAUAUAGAAGGCAAAAUAGCUAAGUAAAAUAGAAUAGAAAUCAUUAAAGAAUAUAGUAAGAUUUAUAAAAGAGUAUAAAUAAAGGCAUUUCCUAAAUAAUUAGAUGAAUCUCAAUAUACUUCAAAAUACAGAUAGGCAGUUUAAAAAGUCUAAGUUAUAAACCAUAGAAAAAGCGGUAAAAACAUACUACCAGUUUUAUCAAUUGAAAAAAAAGAAUCAGUUGAAUCUGUUCUUUCAGAUCUCAAUUAUAGUAGAUGGUCAUUAGAAUAAGAUGUUAGUUAUCAGCAUAUUCCAGAUUAAAAAAUAAGAUUAUAAUAAAGAUUAGGUGGUGGGUUUACUAAAAUAAAUAGAGAAAAAUAUUUAGAAUACUAUUCUUCAUGA
Messenger RNA from Paramecium pentaurelia, 870 nucleotides. Lineage: Eukaryota; Ciliophora; Oligohymenophorea; Peniculida; Parameciidae. The record is from the annotation of a GenBank genome assembly.